AUGAAUAUUAAUAAAUUCAAUUCUAACACAAAGAUAAAAAAAUAUGAACUUAAAAGUAAUUAUAACACAUUAAAGACAAACCUAGUUAAUAAUGACAAAAAUUGUCAUGAUUGUAUCCAUCCUCAUAAUAAUAUAAAUGCUAAACAUAUCGAUUUUUAUGUUUUUCCCAGUAAUGAUAAUGGUAAUAUAUUAAAAUCGUCUAAUGGUGUAUUAUGCACAAAUACCUUUCAUAAAAACGAUAAUUUAAAAAAUAAAACAAUUAUAAAUGAAUUUCAAAUUAAUGCACAUAAUUAUAAUAACAAUAAUAUAAACAAUGAAAAUGUGCCUAAUAAUAUGCCUUAUACACACUGUAUGAACAAUACUAUCGGAAUGAAUAAUUCAUACAACACAAUACAUAAUACAUUUAACAGAACAAGUAGUUUAUCAAACGUCCCUAAUAAAAAUGUUAACAAUAAUAAUUUAUCAAAUAGUGUAAAUGCUUUUGACAAUGUUAAUAAAAAUGAAUACGAUAUAUUUUAUAGAAAACAGGCAUUGGACAUUUUUAGUUGGUCAAAUGAUGUAUUACUCCAAAAAAAUUAUGUAAACAAGUCCAAUUUAUGCAACAAUUCACAAAGUAAUAAUAUAAAUCGUUCAGAAUAUAAGAAAUCAAUACAUAAAGAAAAUUUUUAUGAUUUAAAUAGAAUAUAUAAUAGUAACGAAGUUUCAACUUUCAAAAUUAAUGGGAAUAAUGAAAUACAUAUGAGACACUCUUAUAAACAUAAUAUAUAUGAAAAAAGCAUGAGUAAAGAAUAUUCCAAUAUGUCUUUGAAUAGUUAUAACAAUGUAAAUUGUAGUACAUUUUUACAUUUGAAGCAAGGCAAUAACAAAUCAUAUUAUGAUAUUGAUAUUGAAACGUUUAUUGGUGAAAAUUAUGAUAGUUAUGGAAAUUUUAAUUACAGUACAAGUAAUUUUAAUGCCAACUCAAAUUUAACAAUAUCAGAGUUUAGGGGAAAACAUGAAAAUAUUACACACAAUUGUGCUAAAAAUGGAAAUAUUGGAUAUACCGUUAUAAAAAAUAAUAAUAAUUUUAAACAAUACAAUAGUUUGGAAGAAAAGCAUAAUAUUUAUGAAUGUGAACAUGAAUGGAAACAAGUUUUAAGAUUAAAAAAUGCCCAAAAAAAUAAAAAAUGCUCAAAUAUUCCAAAAAGCGAAAAAAGCAAUAUAAUACCACAUACAAAAAUGGACAGCAAACAAUUAAAUUUAAGUAAUAUGAUAAAUUAUAUGAACAGUCAGAAAAAUAAUACACAAAAUAAAGAAAUAAUACAAAAAUGUAAUGACCAAGCAAUAAAUAAUAACAUUAAUUUUAUUUAUGACCAUCAAUACAAUAUUAAGAAUAAAAAUAUAAAUAUAAAUCCCGAAGUAAACAUACUUGAUUUCGACUAUUUUGAUAAUUUUCAUUAUUUUUUAAAUGAAAAAGCACCGAUUAAAUUGGACACAAAAUUAAUAAAUGAAAACGAUUUAAAAAGUGAAAAAAAUGGAAACAUAUCCAACUAUAAUAGCUAUAUUACUAUUUAUCAUAAUAAUAGUAGUAAUAAUAACAAUUGUGUGUGCAACAUUUGCCAUAAUGAAAAUGUUAUGAAAAAAUGUGUGCAGAAUUCUAACAAAAGUAAUAUGGAAAUUAGCAAACAAAUAUAUAAUUAUAAUGACCAUCAAAAUUGUAAAAACUAUAACGUAAUGCAUUUAAAUGAAUAUACAACACCAAAUGAUGAACAAAAUAUAAUUUUAAAUGAAAGUAUGAAUUACAAUAACAAUAAUUUAGCUUUAAAAAAAAAAUCCAUAAAUGAGCAAUAUGCUUAUAAUAAACGCGAUUUUUGUAUGAACAGUAAUAAUUUUAAGGACAUUUCAAAAAAAAUAUAUAUACCCCCCCCAAAAAAUACAGUUUGUUGCCAAAAAGACCUACAAAAUAAUAUAUUCACAAAAAAUUCAAUUUGCAAAAGUAAUGAUGCAUAUAAUAUUAAAAAUAGCAUAAGCAAAAAUAUUUAUUCUACAAAAAAUGUAUAUAAUGAUGAAAAAUAUGUAACUUCAAUGAAUAUAUUAAAAAAAACAGCGGUAUUUGAGAAAAGCCCAUCACAUAAUAUUGUUAAUAAUGAUUACAUGAAUAAAAAUGUAAAGGUUAUUUUUCAAAACUAUAAAACAACUGAAAAUAACUCAAAUAAUGAAAUUAUUAUGUAUGCUAAUGAAAAAUAUGUAAAGGAAAUUAAUUUCCCUUUACAAAAUAAAGGUGAUGUUGAAAUUACAAAAAAAAACAUCAACGAUAAUUUUAUAUCGUCGUUAGAAACACAUAACCAUUUAAAAAACGAUUUUAAUAAAAUAAAAUACAAUAUAGGGGAAUUUAGAAAUAGCAAUGAAGAAGAAUUAUCUUUCAAUAUUUCAAAAUAUUAUUUACAAAAUAAUUAUAAUAAAAUGACGUGUAAGCAACUUAAUUUAGUGCAAAGUGAAGUUAACAAUAUUGAAAAAGGUAGGCACGGUGAAAUGUACGAAUUAUUAGAAAUAUAUGAUAAAAACCCAAAUAUAAAUAUACCUAAAGAAAAUGAAAUGGAUGAGUUUUUAGAAAUAUAUAAUCAAAACAGAAAUAUGGUUAUGUCAAAAGAUAACGAAAUAGACGAAUUUUUAGAUAUAUAUGAUCAAACUAGAAAUAUGGAUACUUCAAAAGAAAAUAAAAUUGAUGAAUUUUUAGAAAUAUAUGAUAAAAAAAAUGGUUUAAAUAGAUAUACAGAAAGUAAAAUGAACGAAUUUCUAGAUAUUCGUGACACGGUUCGAAGUAUAGAGGAAGCUGAACAAAUCGAUAAAGCAAGAAAAAAUUUCGAAAAUCAUGAUAAGAUAAUUGAUACUCAUGAAACCCUAAGUGUAAAUAAUUUAUCAAGUACGUAUGAUCAUAUUAAAGAUAUAGAAGAAAAUAAAGACCAAUCAGCAUACAAAUAUAAAAAUAAUAUUGAAGAUUUAAACAAAAAUGAGUUAUUGGAAUAUUGGGGAAAUUAUCAUUACGAUGUUAUUAAAAAAGACACACCAAAACAUAAUAAUUCUUUUAUUUAUGCAUCUGGAAAAGAGGCUAAAAUAAAUAAAGACGUUGUAAAAGAAAUGAGAAGUAAGCUAUUUAGCGAUGACGAGCAUGAUAGUAAUAAGAAUGAAAACAAAGGAUUUAGCAGCUUUACAUAUGCAUCUGGAAAAGAGGCUAAAAUAAAUGAAGACGUUGUAAAAGAAAUGAGAAGUAAGCUAUUUAGCGACGACGAACAUGAUAGUAAUAAGAAUGCAAAUAAUGGGUUUAGUAGCUUUACUUACGCAUCUGGGAAGGAUGUUAAAAUAAAUAAAGAUAUUUUAAAAGAAAUGAGAAGUAAGUUAUUUAGCGACGACGAGCAUGAUAGUAAUAAAGGCGAAAACAAAACUACGAAUGAAAAUAAAACCAUGAAUGAAAAUAAAGGAUUUAGUAGCUUUACUUACGCAUCUGGAAAAGAGGCUAAAAUAAAUGAAGAUGUUGUAAAAGAAAUGAGAAGUAAGCUAUUUAGCGACGACGAACAGACUAGUAAUAAGAAUGAACAUAAAGGAUUUGGCAGUUUUACUUAUGCAUCUGGAAAAGAAGCUAAAAUAAAUGAAGAUGUUGUAAAAGAAAUGAGAAGUAAGCUAUUUAGUGACGACGAACAGGCUAGUAAUAAGAAUGAAAAUAAUGGGUUUAGUAGCUUUACGUAUGCAUCUGGAAAAGAAGCUAAAAUAAAUGAAGACGUUGUAAAAGAAAUGAGAAGUAAGCUAUUUAGCGACGACGAACAUGAUAGUAAUAAGAAUGCAAACAAAGGAUUUAGCAGCUUUACUUACGCAUCUGGAAAAGAGGCUAAAAUAAAUGAAGACGUUGUAAAAGAAAUGAGAAGUAAGCUAUUCAAUGAUGAUGAAUAUAAUAAUUAUCCAGACGAAAUGAAAAAUGAAAAAAAUAGCUAUUUUGAAAACGAGGGCGCUGAUAUAAAAAAGCAAAACACGUUAUUAGAAGGUAGAUCAUCAUCAGGAAAUAGUUUAGAAAUUGAAUCAUAUGCAAAAGGAAAAGAAGGGUUAAAAGAAGUAAAACAAAACAAAUCAACUAAUAAUAAAAAAGGAAUACGUGUAAAAAGGAUGAAAGUAAAAAGUGAAGAAAAUUUAUCUUGUGGUGAAUCAUAUUCGCCUCAAAAAAAAAAAAAAAAAAUUAAAAGUAAUAAUAAUAGAACGAAUGGAGAUUUAGAAUCAAAUAAAAAUAGUAAUGAUGAAAUGUUUGUGGAAAUAACACCAUACAAAUCCGAAGGGUUUGAUGAAAUUAUGGAAAAAGAGAAAGGUACAAAUUAUAUAUGUUCAAGUUAUUAUGAUAUGGUCCAAAUUAAAGAUACACCGAAAAAAAUGAGUUCCAAUUUAAAAAGUAAAAAUAAUUUUAUUAAUCCAAGAAAGCAAAACGUAAAUAAUGAAAUUGAAGAAAAACAGACACUACAUAAUAUUAGUAGUAAUAAUAAAGAAAAUUCAAAACUUGAUUUAAACAUAAAUUUGAAAGAUAGUUUGGGAUUAAUAAAAAAGACACUAACUAAUUUAUCAGAAAAAAAGAGAUUAAAAGAUACUAACUUUUUUACAAAUUUUCUUAUAUUUAUAAAUGAAGAGAAUAAAAAAAAACCUUAUGAAUUUAAUUGGUUUAAUAAUGAUUACAUAUAUUUUCUAAAAAAUGCAAAUCAAAAAGAAUAUUAUGUAUCUAAUAUUAAUGUAAUGUAUGAAUUGUUCAUAUUAGUAACAAAAGAGUUGAACAUAUUUUAUAUAUAUGAUUUUCCGUGGUUUUUAAAAAAAUAUAAUUUAAUAACCAUGUCAUUAGUUCGUAAAUAUAAAAAGGAGUUAAAAGAAAAAUAUAAAUGUUUAAAAUAUAUGAUGACUAUGUUUAAAAGUCCUAGAAGUGAUUUUAAUAAAUUUGUAGAUAAUAAAGAAUAUUUGAAUCCACCUGUCCGUGAUUCUUUUAAUGAUCGAAAUGGAAUUUUAGAAAACGAGGCAGAAAAUGUAAAUAGUAUAAUUAUAAAAACUGAAAGAGAAAAAAGUUCAAUAUAUAAUAAAUUCGAAAAAGAAAACGACAACCAUCUAUUAGAUAAAAUACGUAAUAAUUAUGCCCAUAUAUCAAACUUCAAUUUAAUGGAUAACGUUAAUUAUUAUGGUAACAAUGCUUAUUAUACAACUCUGUAUAAAAAGCAAGCAAAUAUUUUCAAAAAUAACGCAUCUUAUAAUAAUAAUUUUUUUGAAGAAUACAAUAUUAAUAAGUCAUAUAUGUAUGAAAAUUAUACGAAUAAAUGCGGUAAUAAUAUUGGUUGUAUAAUUCCUUACAAUUCCUUAAAUUUGGAUAUAACCAUGAUAAAUUGUAUAGACCAAGUACCGCCACCUUCACCCAUUGAAUUUAUAUAUAAAUUAUUGAAAAAGUACAUAGAAGAACAGAAAAAUAAAAAGAGUGUUUUACAACUAAUACAAGAAAACACAAUUUCAUAUAAAGUGCCAAUAAAUUUACGAGUUGAAAAAAUUAUUAAAAAAGAAGAAAAGUACAUAGUAAUUUUAAGUGAUAAUUUUGAUUAUAUUUAUUGUAUAAUAAAGGAUACAUAUUUAGUGGAGCUAUUAAUAUGUGGUAAAAUUAAAGAGGGUUAUACUUUAAAAAUUAAUUCUUUAGAUGUAUAUAAUGAUAAUAAUGUUAUUCCCCAUGAAGAAAACCCUAAUAGUUAUUUGAGGGGAAUAAACUUUAGUUUAUCAAGUAAUAAUUUAAUAUGUAUAGACAAGGAAAAUAAAUUGAAAAUUGGAUUAUCAAAAUAUAAAUCUAAAAGAAUACGAAGUAUUAAAGAUUUUGAAAAUGGGUGUUUUUUUAUAGAUGUAGUAAUUAUAAGUAAAAGUGAUUUUUCAUAUGGAUUUUAUGACCAAACAAAAAAACAAUACUAUAUUUUAAAUAGUGAAAUUUAUGAAAAAACUGUAUAUGAUUUAAAAAAUGAAAUGACAAAACUUAUGCAUGAUGAAAAUUAUCAUGAAAAUAGUAAAUAUAUCAAAUUAAAAAAUGAUUUAUAUAUGUUUCUCGAGGCAAUAACUUUAUGUACAAUUCAGGCUAUUGAUUUUGCUUCUUCAGAAAAAAUAAAAGAAACAGAUUUGUUGGAUGAUAAAUUGGAGAAAAUCAUAAAUUCCUUAUGUCAAAUUAAGCUGAUUAAAAUUGAUAAAGAAACAUAUGAAAAUAUGAGAAAAGGAAGUAGAGUUCAACUUUUUAACACUUACAUUCAAAAAUCUAAUAGAAACAAUAAAUUCGUGGCAUCAUUAGAAGAUCACAUUUUAGACGAUUUAAUAUAUUCUUCAGCUCAAAAAAAAGGAGGUUAUAAUAACAUAAAAUGGAUAGGAAAUUAUGAUUUAUUUAAAUCUCAUUUUUUAAAAGAAAAUAUUGAUAAGAGUAAUACUCAUUAUUGCAAUGAUUAUGAUAAUUAUUUAAAACUUUUCAAAAGCUAUGAUUUAAAAAAUAAAUCUUAUACACCUAUUGUAUUUCAAGCUACAAAUUCAACAUAUAUAAAUGUGGAUACAAAAGAUAAAAGUCGAUUGAUUGAUGAGCUUCACAAUAUAUUAACUAUAAAUAAUAAAGAAAAUAUUGAUAGCAAUAAAAUAACUAAGUUAGACAAUGAAGAAAAAAUCGCAUGUGAAUCAAAAAAGUUAAACAAAAUAUACCCAUCUUUUAUUUAUACAAACAUAUUUAAAAUUCCAAUAUUGUCAAAAAUACAUAUGAAUGUUCUUAAAAUGUAUAUAAAUCUAAACGAAAAUUAUAAAAAUGUAUAUUUUGAUUUGAUUCCUGGAAAUUUAUAUAAUGUAUCUGGGAUGAUUAUUCAUUACACUGAUAUAGAAAUUAAGGAAUUGAUAGAUUACAAAUGUCCUGAAUAUAAAAAAAAUAUGAUGUGGUAUAAAAUAUUUUUAUUAACAUCAAAUGGAUAUUUAUGCUGCAUAAAUAUUUCAAUGUUGGCUCCAAAUUUUAUAAUUUCGUCAUACAAAAAAGAUUUUGAAUGUAAAGAAAGAGAGAUAAUAAAAAGAAUGAUUCAUGUUGAAGAUUGUAUGAGAAUAAAAGAAAAUAAAAACAAUCAAGUUCAAAAUUGUGAUAAUGAAGACAAUCAUGUUAGUAUCAGUGAAAAUAUUAAUAUAAACAAAAAUAAUAAUUAUAAUGAUAAAUAUAAUAAUUUAUUUAAUUAUUUAUAUAAAUGUGAACGAACAAAUACAAACGAAAGUAUACAAAAGGAAAGUACAUUUUUAAAUGAUUUAGACAUUUUUAUAUAUUUUAACGAUCUGGAAUUUAUAAAUUAUGAUCAAAAGCAUGACAUAUUUAAUUUUCGAUCCUAUUAUCAUCCAAAUUUUAAAUCUAUAAGAACAUACCCAAAGGAAUUUGACCAUAUCAAAUGGAGUAUUACACGAUUGGUUGAUGAAAAUUAUAUUACGUAUGAAAAAAAUAAACUUGUAUUAAAAUUAAGAGACGAUUUCCAAAUAAAAAUAGAUAAAGAAAAUGUUCAAUAUAUAUAUUUUUGGUGCUCUCUAAUUUAUUCAAAAUGUAAAUCUAUUGAAUUAACUGGAGACUCUUCUAAAAAUAGCAUUUUAUCGAAAUUUUUAAAAAAUAUGUGCAACUUAUAUGCCAAAUGA
Plasmodium yoelii is the source of this 7659-nucleotide messenger RNA. Its product is annotated as conserved Plasmodium protein, unknown function. The transcript is spliced from 4 exons. Lineage: Eukaryota; Apicomplexa; Aconoidasida; Haemosporida; Plasmodiidae. The coding region runs from base 1 to 7659 and encodes 2552 amino acids. The record is from RefSeq and is a predicted model, not a curated record.